Messenger RNA from Pecten maximus, 1304 nucleotides. RefSeq names its product nucleolin-like. The transcript is spliced from 3 exons. The record is from RefSeq and is a predicted model, not a curated record. The coding region runs from base 233 to 1276 and encodes 347 amino acids. Lineage: Eukaryota; Metazoa; Mollusca; Bivalvia; Pectinida; Pectinidae.
UAUAGAUGAACUUUAAAUACCUGUCCUUAAACUUUAGAUAUGUCGGUUAAUUUUCCAUUCAAUAACAUUAACGGUAAAUGUAAAUAAAAGUGUUUAUUCAACAAAAAUAUCGACACGAAUGGGGUUUCCCCGUUUUCUGCCGAACACACUUCCGGUAUUUACGUAGUUGUUUACAUUCGCUACGAAGAUGGCAGAUGGGAGUGUUUAGGUCUAACGCAUCAAGAAAUCGUAUAUGAUGUCUCUUCCGCCAAAUUUUAACGUAGUCGGAUGUGAUAGCGAUUUAGCAAGUGAGAUAGACGAUGAUUUUAGCCAUUUCUUUCCGUGUACAAGUCGGGUAAACAGUGGUACAGCUGAAGAGGUGAGUUCUGUCUCCGGUAAUCAGGAUGAAGAUGUUGAUUUUGACUAUGACAUCGAGAGUGAUAAUGAUGAUGAUGAUGUGAGUAACGGCAUUAGCGUUAUUAAUUCGCCGAUUCUGCAUACUCGGAUGAGAGUUUUUAUCAGAAAUGACGUUGAAAGGGACACAGAAAAUGAUUCUGAUCAAGACACACUACGUAGUGAUGACAACGAGGUUGAUGAUGAUGAUGAUGAUGAUGACGAAAAUAACUCGGACGAACGUGACGCACAGCGUAAAUGUAAGAAGGGGUGUCUGUCCAAAUUUCCCAAUAUGGAUAUCAAAGAUAACAGAUUGAAUGUGCAGGGAAUGGAGAGAGAUGGCAGGGACAUGUUAAUUAUUGGACAGCUCCAGGCAUGUGGCAUGACAAGGGGAAUACAUGGUCAAACUAACGUCAAACGGCAUCGCUUUGACUACCAAUUCCAGAACACAAGUGUUUGCAAGGCUUGUUUCCUUUAUGUUAAUAACAUAAAUGCACAUUACUUGAAAAACAUCAGGGCCCAUUUCGUCAAGAAUGGUGCUGUUCCACGGAUACAUGGAAAUACAGGGAAAAAAACCAAAAAUGCAGUGACCUAUGAUAAUGUUCAACAAGUUGUCCAGUUUAUUUCAAGGUAUGCAGAUGAGAUGGGAUUGCCCCAACCUGCUGCACCACGUGGACGGGACAGCUUUCCACCAAUAUAUUUACCUGGAAGUGAAACCUAUCUAUCUGUCCAUAAGAAAUACAGCCAAGUAUGUAUUGAAACAGAAAACCGAUGCCUAUCUGAGACCACUUUCAGAAGAAUAUGGCACCAGUGUCUCCCACACAUCCAGUUCAUGUCCUGCAAGACAGAUGUAUGUCACAAAUGUGAAUCCUUUAGGAAUCAGAUACAGAAGGUAAGAACCUAAUCAAAACAAGUCUAAUUUAAUAUCCAUG